Messenger RNA from Myiozetetes cayanensis, 674 nucleotides. Its product is annotated as DNA replication licensing factor mcm7-B-like. Lineage: Eukaryota; Metazoa; Chordata; Aves; Passeriformes; Tyrannidae. The record is from RefSeq and is a predicted model, not a curated record. The annotation marks the transcript as partial. The transcript has 2 exons.
GCCCGGCUGCGUUUGGGGGACGUGGUGGAGAAGGAGGACGUGAGUGAGGCCAUGAGGCUGCUCGAGGCGGCCCGGGAGUCCCUGCAGGGGGACAGGACCCAGCAGCACAGGCCGCAGCGCCCGUCGGAGGCGAUCCUGGGGGUGCUGAGGGAACUGGGGGGUCCCGGGGCCCGCUCGGUGUCGCUGCCCCAGGCCCUGGCCCUGCUGGGCACGAGGGGCUUCACCCCCGCCCAGGUCACGCAGGCCCUGCAGGAGUACGAGCAGCUCAACGUGCUGCAGGUGAACCCCGCCAGGACCACCGUCACCUUCGUGUGACAGACCCCAAAAUACCCCAAAUCCACCCCAAAAAUACCCCUAAAAUAACCCAAAACCACUCCAAAAUACCCCAAAUCCACCCCAAAAUACCCCAAAUCCACCCCAAAAUACCCCCAAAAUACCCCAAAUCCACCCCAAAAUACACCCAGUGACCCCUCCCACCCUCACCUGUGUCACUUCAGUUUGGGGGGGGUCCCCCAAAAUCCCCCCCCCCCGAAUGUUUUUGUUCAGAGCUUUGUUUUGUAAUAAUAAUAAUAAUAAUAGUUUUUACCAAUAAACCCCUUUUUCUGCUUAUUUUUGGGGCACCUGUCGCUGUGACCCCUCCCCACCCCAAGAUCCCAAUUUCCACCCCCAAAAUC